Messenger RNA from Saprolegnia diclina VS20, 2565 nucleotides. RefSeq lists its product as hypothetical. Bases 20 to 2488 code for a protein of 822 amino acids. Lineage: Eukaryota; Oomycota; Saprolegniomycetes; Saprolegniales; Saprolegniaceae. The transcript is spliced from 5 exons. Gene Ontology annotation, molecular function: metal ion binding. The record is from RefSeq and is a predicted model, not a curated record.
GGCGAUUGCACUUGGCGAGAUGCUUGAGCUGCCGGUGCCCAACAAGUUCUUCCCGCCCGUGCACCUCGACGAUGCGGACGAGCUGCACCUGCGGCGCCUCGCCAAGGACAAGCUCCGGCUCAUGACGGACCUUCUCCACGGCCAGCAGACGCAAACGCUCAGCUGGACGCCAUGCGAGGGCCAAACCGCCGACGGCUGCCACGUCCUCAAGGCGCAUUUUGUGGACCUCGAGGCCAACUCGCAGCGCGCGCACGCGUGUGUCCUCUACCGCGCGUCGGUCGUGCUCACAGCGAGCGUGCCCGAGGUCAUGUCGGUGCUCGCCGUCCCCAAGACGGACGACUAUCGGCGCAUGAUGAAGAGCGUGUAUGGCCACGAUUUUCUCGACGGCUACGUGCUCCACACGCUGCCGCGCAAGAAGCUCCAUCGCCCGACCUACUUUUACACGAGCUUGAAAUGGUGUGCGCUGGCCGCGCGCAACGCGGUGGGCGGCCGCGGCAGCGACUUUUGCUUCCUCGAGUACGCAGGGAUUCGCAAAGAGAGUGCGACGUCGCUCCUCGGCUUUUGCAUCCAGCAGUCGGUCGCCAUGGACGGCGAAGUCCCCGACUUUGGCUCGUAUGGGCUCACGCGUGAUGCGUUCCUUCGGACCGGUAUCCUCGUCACGCCGACGGACCGCGACGGGCACGUCCGCGUCACGUCGUUUUGCCAAGUGCAAAGCGCAACUCUCGCCGGUGCGAGCGGCAGUGCCGACUACGAAGACGUCAUGCGCCGGCGGGUCGCAGCGAUUCGAGGUCUCCAGAGCUACUUGGAGCGGGGUCGGCUCGGGAAGCUGCCGUUCGUCGAGCGCUGGCGCUGGGUGCGCGACGAAGAUCGCAAGACGUGCAGCGUCUGCGUGCGCAACUUUACGUUUCGGCGCCGGCACCACUGCCGCCAGUGCGGCGAAGUGGUUUGCUCGGGCUGUGCGCCGUACCGGGAAGUCGAGACGCCGACCGCCGGACCCAACCGCGUCCGCAUUUGCAACGUUUGCUUCGCCCGCGCCCACGGCAUCGUGCACCGACCGCUCUCCGACUCGGUGCUCGAGUCGUCUGUCUACACGGACGACGGCGCGUCGUUCUCGCUGCCGCCCGUGACACCACAGCGGCUGGCAUACCGGCGGUCGUCAACUUCAACGGUGCGGUCGCCCGUCACGCGACGGACGCGGUCGCAGCGCUCUGCGUCCAUGGGUGACCUCGACGACGACGACGACGACGAUGACGAUCCAGCAGUGCCCGUGCGCCGCCUCGCCCACCCGCGUCCGCUGCGCGAUACGUUCGAGCGCGCCGAGCCACCGUCGCUCGAACACGCCAUGGCCGAGAUUACGCAGCGCAUCAAGGCGACGCAGCUCGCAAUCCUAUCGAGCGUCUCGAGCCGCGAGCGCGAGAUGCAGCGGUGGCCGGCCAUGCCGCCGGUACCGUCGCCAGCCUCGUCGUCGUCGUCGUCAUCGUCCGAGCCGGCGCCCGAGGCUCCGCCGGUUCGCCCAUAUGCGUUUCCGCUCUACGACAGCAGCGACGUCGACGACGAAGCGUCGGCUGCCAGCUACAAGACGAACGCGACCGACGACACUGAAUGCCCCUUUGCACCUCAAAACUACCACCAGCUCAUGCAGCAGCUUCAGUUGUCGACAGUCGACGGGCGCGACGACUUGAGUGACUUCCACCUUGAGCUGAACGUCAACCACGGCCUUGACGACGACGACUUGGCCAUCAGCGAGAUUGGCACCGAGUUCCUGACGAUGGAGCGCCCGACGCCGAUCGUCGUCGUUGACCCGCCGCCGCCGAGUACGCCCAAACCACCGUCAUCGUCCGGUCGGCAUUUGCCGCCACCAAUGCCGGCAUCGAUGAAAGCAUCGCUCCUGGCGCGGCAGGCCGCCCUCCGGUCGAGCGAAGCGGCCAUGAGCAAUGUGAGCAGCUGUCUCUGGAAAGAGCCGACGUCGGCGCCGCUCCCGCCGCCGCCACCGUCGCUACCGCACUCGACCCGACGACUGCAAUCGACGCAGAGCCAGUCGACGCCCAAGGCCGUGUGGGCACCGUCUCCGCCGCCCGUGGCCGCCAACGCAAUGCGAUCGCUCAAGGUUGACGAGAGCAGCGGCGACAUCCAAGCGAGCCUUGCGCACCAAGCGUUUGCGCAGCUCGAAGCCGAGUGCCCGAGCACACCCGAGCGCACGGCGAUUCUGCAGGCGCUCGUGACGACCUUCUCGUCGCUCUUGUCGCACAAAGAAGAGUCGGACUUUUGCGUUUUGAAUCGAUCAGACCAUGCAUUUGCGGCCGUGCUCCAGGCAUACCCGUCGACGCUCAAGCUGCUGCAGCUGGCGGGCUACGCCAUUUACCCCCAGCGCUGCGUGCUCUCGGACUUUGAUGCGGUCUUGCUCACCAACCUCGUGGGAACGCUCAAGCGAAUUCUCAGCGACCCCCAGCACCGCCACUCGUACUACUCGAGCCAGUGGUCGUUCUAGUUAGUACCCCACCAUUUCUUUAGUCGCUCACGAGAGAGGUCGAGUCGUUAAUGGAUCGUCUCGAUUUGAUUGUGGUC